Messenger RNA from Cyprinus carpio (common carp), 1283 nucleotides. RefSeq names its product ankyrin repeat domain 9 (gene ankrd9). The record is from RefSeq and is a predicted model, not a curated record. Lineage: Eukaryota; Metazoa; Chordata; Actinopteri; Cypriniformes; Cyprinidae. Gene Ontology annotation, molecular function: protein binding.
CUGCCCAUCAUAUAUAAACUCCAGGCUGAGUUUGUAGUGGGGUUUGAAGGCGGCUGAACGGUUUUAGACACUAUAGCACGAGAUUACCGCCUUGUUUUUCAUUUAUUAUUCCGCCUGGCCUUCUGGGUUACGCAUUUAUAUUCUCACAGAUGGUUCAGUAUCAGCUCUGGCUGCACUGAGUAUCCACGUAAAAGCCUUUAAAUCAGUUUUAAUCCAAACAACCCCCGAAAAAACGUUUAUUUUAACAGCGGAACUCACGAUGCCUUUGGAUCUGGGGAUGUACAAGAGCCGCGCAGAUUAUAAAUCCCCGAAACAAUGCCAAAAAACUUCCUUUGCAUUUUAUCAGGCUGUCCGGGACCUGUUGCCGGUGUGGGUCCUGGAGGACAUGCGGACAAUGGAGGUGUUUCACUGGGAAGAUGACGGACAGGCGUGCGCGUACUCCCCGUCGGAGGCGUUUCUGUACGCGCUGGUACAUGAUCACCAGCAGUACGCGCGUUAUUUACUCAGCAGGUUCUCCACCGGCGCGCUGGAGAUGCCCAGCAGAAGCUUCUGCUGCUGCCAGGCGUCCAGCACUCCGCACCUGGCCGUAGCCGUCCGCUACAACCGCAUCAACAUCCUGAAAAUGAUCAUGGCCACCAUUAAAGACCUCACAGACUGCGAGAGACGGAGCUACCUGAACCGUCACGGAUGCGUCCACACCGACGGCAGCAAAACCGCGCUGCAUCUCGCGUGUGAUCUGGUGCGUCCUGAGUGCUUGGCACUGUUGCUGGGUCACGGCGCGUGCCCUUACGCAACGGACCUGACAGGGAACACCCCCCUGGACUGUUUACUCAGCCAGAUCUGCCAGAGUGAUUUUGACAUGCGGGCGAAGCACAUCUGCCUCGGCUACCUCGUUUUAUUCAUGCCCACAUUUCGCUUCCGGAUGAAGAGACAGUUGCAGGACAGUGGCGAUGUGUGGAGGGCGCUCAUAGGAGAGCAGGCCUUCCAGUGGCUUUCAGGAUCAUCACCUCCAUCGCUGUUCGUUCAGGCCAUGCAGAAGCUCAGCCAGUCCAUUCCCACAGAUCAGCUGGACUCACUACCAGACUUUCUGAAACCCCUGGACUUCAGACUGGAUCAAGCUUAAUGUGCGCAACUGGAAAUCUAAUGAAGUAAAUUGUUUGACUCAAUUCUUUCUUGAAAUAUUCAGGUUUGAGUGUAUGUGGAAAGCUCUGUAAAUAGUUAGAUUUUGUAUGGUCGCAUUGUGAAAAACACUGUAAAAUUAUUAAAAUGUAUAUUCUUUUGCA